UGCAAAUUCAAGCACUUAAUCACGAAAAGUCAAAUCAUAAUGGUAUACUUUCCUACGAUAUUUGUGAAGUUAUUGCGAAUAAUUCCAAAACUACAAGGAUUGACACCCUUAGCUGAUCAUCUCCCUUGUCCCAAAUUAUCACGUGUUUCAAGUUUCAUAGUUCACACUUCUAGACAGGAAAGUUCCUGCUCGUAGUACCUUCCUCGGUCCCCCUCCAGUCAAAAGGUGCCGGCCAUCUCAUUUUCUUCCUCUGGUCUUCAUAUAUAAAAAGAUGAGGUUUUGCACGAAACUUAUCUCAACUUCAUUUUCUUUCGUUCAUCGGUUUGUAUACGCUUCUGAUCAAAACCCUUUUUAUCUUGAUCCCUCUUGCUCAAAUUUAGCCAUGGAAAUCGUAGAAAACUUGGGAGAUAUUCUGUUCAAGGUGGGCUUGUUUGUUUUAGUUCAGGCUCUAGUAUAUCUUGUUCUAUCUCAGUCUUCCAACGUGUUCUCAAAAACACAAAGGUCCUUCAGUUUCAAGCCAGCUCGGUCCAUCAGCAUCCAGCGCAUGGCCGCGGCUUUGGCGGAUAUGCCGGCCGGAGGCGAGUCGUCACCCACUGUAAAUGAUGGAAGAUCUCUCACCAGACAGAGGUCAACCGCGCAGGAUUGAUUAUAAGAGUUUUAUAGCUUUGCAUAAAACAUUAUGCCAAGAUUUUGUUGAUGAAUUCGUGAUUAUUUUUUUGAACUUUGGUGUGUUUAGGUAUUGGUUUGUUCUGUGAGUUAAGACACUAUUCUCAUUGUAUUUUUGUAUAUAUUAUUGAUCUUCAUUUGUUCUCAACAACAACAUUACAAUUUGCUUUUAGUCUGAAGGUUUGUCAUAUGGUACUUAUUACCUGUAUGAAAUAAAGAGAAAAAGAAUUGGGCUGCUUCAAU
This is a messenger RNA of Coffea arabica (coffee), 909 nucleotides long. NCBI's taxonomy places the organism in Eukaryota, Viridiplantae, Streptophyta, Magnoliopsida, Gentianales, Rubiaceae. The record is from RefSeq and is a predicted model, not a curated record.